AUGAAAAACAUUGAAACUGGGUGCAAAGUGUUGGUAGUUGGUGGUGAUUAUGUGGGAAAGUCAAGCCUUGAAAUUCAAAUAUGUACCGGACAUUUUGUACCAAAUUACCAACACAAUCCAAUGGCAGACAUGUAUUCAACAGUUGAGAUUUUAAAUAAUUACAAGGUCCAUUUAUUUUUUAUUGCACAGCCAUUUAGUCGAGAAGAUUACGAUAUGGAUACGUAUAAAUACGCAAUAGAAAGUCAAUACCCAAAUGCACUCGCGUUUGUUUUUUGUUAUUCAAUAACAUCGAGUGCUUCUUUUGAAGAAGUUAAAGUCAUCAAAGAGAGUGUUUGGAAAAUGAAAAAAAUGAAAAUGUUUGAAACACUUCCCGCAGUGUUAUGUGGAACAAAAUGCGACCUUGAAAAUGAACGAGAAGUGACAACAGAAAACGGUGAGGAACUGGCGAAUGAAUGGGGCAUGCCAUUUUUCGAGUGUUCUGCAAAGCUCAACAUCAAUGUCAAAAAUGUGUCUCAAAGUCUUGCUCAUUUGGUGAUUGUUAAAAAGAACAGCAAUUGGGUCAGAAAGGAAAAAACAAAGGGGUGUUUUCUUGUUUAA
Molecule: messenger RNA, 597 nt
Organism: Entamoeba invadens IP1
Lineage: Eukaryota; Evosea; Mastigamoebida; Endamoebidae
Exons: 1
Coding region: 1-597 (198 amino acids)
Biological process (GO): signal transduction
Cellular component (GO): plasma membrane
Molecular function (GO): GTPase activity; GDP binding; GTP binding
Source: RefSeq, a predicted model, not a curated record